Linum trigynum is the source of this 1704-nucleotide messenger RNA. NCBI's taxonomy places the organism in Eukaryota, Viridiplantae, Streptophyta, Magnoliopsida, Malpighiales, Linaceae. The record is from the annotation of a GenBank genome assembly.
GUCGAGCAUGAGGGCUGAUUUGCACUUAACCGUAUUUUCCUAAUGAUUGAAGCACUUGGAAAGUGUAUAAUCCAUUGGAUUGGAUCUUUCGUCGUCGACGCCAUUUGUCUGACAUCUCUGCAAAAAGUGCCAGCAAUUUCUUUCGUUUCAAUUUCCUCUGUCCUCGCCGUCUCCGAUCCCAAAACCUGUAACCAUCCUUCUGUCCGGCGAGCCAGGUUUCUGAACAAAAGGAGAUAAAAGAGAAGAGGAAUUCUCCGGCUGUCUCCUUUUUCAUCGCUCUUUCUGGAAUCAUUUGCAAUUUUACUUCCCCCGGCUUUCCACAUCGCCAACAAGCUCCGAUCGGCUGCAGGAGCCGGCGGUUGUUUUGGGGUCUUUCGGCGAUAUUGAAUUUCCUUUGUAUCGUCCAUUUGGAGGGAUGGAAAUGAAUCCGGAUGUAAGAUUUGCUUCUGAAUUUCGGUCAUUUCUGGUUCGGAACUAUUGAAUUAGGUUAUCGAUAUUCACUAUCGUCGGCUUUUUUCCUAUAGGGUUUUUGUUGCUAGCAGAUAUGGUUAUAUAGAAUUGUAAAAGGAGGCGGAGGCGGAGGACCUUUUGGGAGAGAAUUGUUUUCCACGGGGGAUUGUAAACGAUGCAUUUCUUCCCUUUCAGCUCAAGCUCUAACAAUGAUGGCGGGAGUCGUAUUCCGGUAUAUCUGAAUGUGUAUGAUCUUACCACUGUAAAUAACUACCUCUAUUGGUUCGGGCUUGGGAUCUUCCAUUCGGGUAUCGAAGUCCAUGGAAUGGAGUUUAGUUUUGGAGCACAUGAGUACCCUAGCAGUGGGAUAUUUGAGGUGGAACCACGAAGUUGUCCAGGCUUCAUCUUUCGACGAGCAGUGUUGCUGGGCAACACCAGCUUGUCACGGGAAGAAGUUCAGGCAUUAAUGGAACACCUUUCAUCAGACUACCAUGGUGAUUGUUAUCAUUUGAUUGCCAAGAAUUGCAAUCACUUCACAAGUGAAGCGUGCGUGAAACUAACUGGAAAGCCAAUUCCAGGAUGGAUAAAUCGGAUGGCUCGGUUAGGUUCCUUCUGCAAUUGUCUACUGCCAGAGAGCAUUAAGGUAGCACCAGUUCGACAUGUACCUGAACACGCCGGAUAUUCUGAUGAUGACGCCUCAGGAUCUAUCAUAUCAUCCGCUUCAUUGGCCAGCGACGAAGAGAAUUCAAAUCACCAUCUGCUGCCCAUACCCAAUGGCGAGGUUGAAUUUAUAAAGGAAAAAGAAAAACCAAUCAGGCUAGCCAAAGAUAUACUGUAGAAGAUGUUUUCUUGUGAGAUAUCUAUUUUUUUUUUUUUAUCCCUGUGCCUUCUCUUUCACAUCUAGCAUUGUGUGCUGAUUGCAUCGCCUUUUCGCUCGAGACUUCUGUGAUGCAUCAUUUUUCUGAUUGUUUGUUGUGUUCAUGUAUUGCUUAUUUCACUCUUUGAGAGCUGACAAGUAUGGAUCCUCAUGUAUGCCGCUUGAUGUAUAUAACCAAACCUCUUUUUUCUUUUCUGUUGCUGAUAGGUUUCUGUGAGAUGUAGAGAAACUUAAAGACUCUUUGUUCCCACUCUUGUUUGGUUUGCCACUGGAUGUUUGUAUGAUGUUCCCAUUGAACUCAGGAUCGGUACAUAACCCGCUAAAAAGACGAGGGAUGAGGGAUGAGACCAUAUUGAAAAUACAUUUGAUCUGAUCCG